AUGACCAGAAAGGGAAAACAAAAUUCCGGCUCUAACCGUGAUCGUAAUAAUAGUGGAAUUGGAAGUGAAAGUAAAGGUGGCAACCGUAACCGUACAAGAAGUGCGAACUCAAGUCAUAGAGGACGCGGAGGACGUGAUCGUGAUAAUAAUAAUGAUCGUCGUCGCAAUGAUGUUCAUAGACCUCCGCCAACACAUCUCAGAGUCCCGGAAAUAAACGCUAGUAGCGACAGAUCAUCAACUUUCCUGGCCAAUAAUGUAAUAAAAAUGCUGGAAACGUUGGUGCAACGUAAUUUUUUUGCUGAUAAUCAAGUUAGCGCAGAAGAAUUAUUGAGAAGGGAACGAUAUGCAUUUAUUCCGUCUUCGCUACGAAUAUUUUUCUUGAUAAUAACUCAAUAUCAACAAUACAUUCAACAACGACCAUUGUCUGCCACUUCAACGGACCCGUUAGUCAAAAGUUUGGAAACCAGGAAUUAUUUAUUCGUGAUAUUGGAGAAGGAAAUGAAUAAUAUGUAUAAAUUGUUAAAUAAUGGACGUAUUAACUUAAUUGAUGGACAAGAUCCAAAUAAGAAAGAAUCGAUUUCAAGAUUGAAUUCAUUAAAUCAUUAUAAAGACCUAGCCAGAAAAGUUGACGCGACAAGACUUUAUUAUCCUCCCGAUGAAUUAUCAAAUUCUGGCAAAAGACAUGAUAAUGAUUUCGAAAAAAUUUCAAAAAUCUCGGUCAUUCCUACAAAAGAAGAAAUAUUAUGUGAAUACAUGCCUUUUUUGCCUUUUACAGUUCCUGAUGAACCUCAUUUUUUACCUGAUGGAAUAGCUAAAUUACAUGAUAUACAAUUUCGUUUUUUAAGAGAGGACAUGUUAAACCUAUUCGUGGAAGUAUAUCGAUCCUAA
This is a messenger RNA of Funneliformis mosseae, 888 nucleotides long. The record is from the annotation of a GenBank genome assembly. Lineage: Eukaryota; Fungi; Glomeromycota; Glomeromycetes; Glomerales; Glomeraceae.